Molecule: messenger RNA, 348 nt
Organism: Closterium sp. Naga37s-1
Lineage: Eukaryota; Viridiplantae; Streptophyta; Zygnematophyceae; Desmidiales; Closteriaceae
Source: the annotation of a GenBank genome assembly
AUGGCCCCUCGCGACCUGCAGCCCCUCACCGCGGCCCCGUCGCCUCUCGCCUCGGCCCCUCGCGACCCGUUGCCCCUAGCCGCGGCCCCGGUGCCCUGUCGAGUCAUGAAGGGGGGUGGCGGAUGUGGGAGGCAGGAGGGGAUCUGCAGUACCAGCCCCCUCUGCCCCCCCCCUUCUCCUCCAUCUCUCUGCUGCGGGUGCAGCAGUUGGGGGGAGGGUAUGGGGGUGGCGGGUGUGGCGCACAUCGGGUUCAUGCCCGUCGCGCAUCCUGCUGUCACCCGAGUGGCUCCUGCACCGCCCCCCCCUGCCCCCCCUUUCUCCUCCAUCCCCCUGCUGCGGGUGCGGUAG